GCUUCCUCGGCCUCCACGCUCCGUUCUAUUCACUUCUCUGCCCUGAACUCGGCGACCUCAGCAGCGCCAGCGAGUCCAUGUUCAUCUUCCUUCAGAGGCCUUAUCUAGUUCCACAAUCAUACUCGCACACUCGACAAGUUCUUCCAUGUGAUUUUGUGAUUUGUUCCCUUGAAUCCCUUUGUCCUCGUGGCUCUGUCAAAUCGAAGUUCCAUCUGCAACUGCAAUUUGCCAACUUCGUUGUGAAUCCUUGACCCUGUGAGGGGUGACGACGACCUCUUUCCGCCACCUGCGAUUCCAGAUUUCCAGUCUCUUCUUUCACUCACUCACUUCUUCAGACUUCACGAUUCGAGAUCUUGGACGCGAGUUUGUAACUCCGUCCUCCUUUCUGUCGUUUGCCUCCCCAUUCCCCAAUCACCAUCUCCGCAUCUACUUCGGCUUCGAGGUUCAAGCUACAGAAUCCAAGCCAUCACCAUCGACUGCUUUGUUCUUCUUAAGACAUUAGUCUCGGCCUCUGUUCUUCUCUGCUCUUCGUCGACUCUAGUCUAGAGUUUGCUACUGUGCUCACCUCCGUUUGCAUCGUUAGCAUCUGGGUUCCUCACUUUCUCGGUUGCUUAGACUUCAAGUCACGAUUUCAUUGAGCUUGUUGUCUUCCUCCCUUGCAGACUUACAGUCUCAAACUAGAAAAUGAUGCUUAGGAGUCGAGUAAUGAGCCUCCAUAAUUCUCAUCUCGCUUGGAUUUCUUCUAAAUUUGUGGGAAUUAAUGCUUCUUCUAUCUCUUUCCAAUUCCCUCUUUCACAUUCAACCCUUGGAAACUCGAAGCAGCAUGUUUCAGCUUCCUCGAAGACUCAAAACCCUUCAUCCUCAGGUACAGACGAGUUCAUCAAAACUUUACUAUUUGUUCCUCCGGGAGUUGAACUCAACAAGGUCAACGAGGAUAUGGUUCUUCCUGGGUCCAACGUAGUUGUUGGACCCUGCGCUGGUGAUGCUCGGAUAAAGGAGGUUGAGUUUGUGAAGAGCAGCAGUCGGGCUAAAGAUUGCCCAAAGGAUGACCGACCGGAGUUCGCUAUUUUAGGUCGCUCCAAUGUUGGAAAGUCUUCCCUCAUAAAUUCUCUGGUUCGCAAGAAAGAAGUUGCUCUCACAUCUAAGAAGCCAGGAAAAACCCGGCUUAUCAAUCAUUUCUUGGUGAACAGAAGUUGGUAUAUCGUGGAUUUGCCUGGUUAUGGCUUUGCUAAAGCAUCAGAAGCUGCCAGAAUGGAUUGGUCCUCAUUCACAAAAGGCUACUUUUUGAACAGGGAUACUCUGGUUGCCGUCUUGCUUCUCAUUGAUGCAAGUGUUCCACCUCAAAAGAUUGACUUUGAUUGUGCCAAUUGGCUUGGACGCAAUAAUAUUCCCAUUACUUUUGUCUUCACAAAAUGUGACAAAAUGAAGGCGGGAAAGGGAAAAAGGCCUGAUGAAAACAUAAGAGUUUUUCAAGAGCUGAUCAGACAAAAUUACCGGCAACAUCCUCCGUGGAUUAUGACCAGCAGUGUCACAGGACUCGGCAGGGAUGAGCUUCUGUUGCAUAUGUCACAGUUAAGAAACUAUUGGAAUCAGUAGAUAGAGUCAUAGAGUAGUCUUUAUUUUUAUACCUUCAGCAAGAGGUAACUGUGUACAAAGGGUUCGGCAAAAUAGCUUUUUGACUUGUGUUUGUUGCACCUCAAAUGCGACCAUAAAGCAACCAAAAUUUGAUUUUCAUAACAAAGAUAAAUUGGAACAAAGUUGACUUCA
Prosopis cineraria is the source of this 1767-nucleotide messenger RNA. Its product is annotated as GTP-binding protein At2g22870. Gene Ontology annotation, molecular function: GTP binding. The transcript is spliced from 6 exons. The coding region runs from base 685 to 1596 and encodes 303 amino acids. The record is from RefSeq and is a predicted model, not a curated record. Lineage: Eukaryota; Viridiplantae; Streptophyta; Magnoliopsida; Fabales; Fabaceae.